Messenger RNA from Phoenix dactylifera (date palm), 1758 nucleotides. Its product is annotated as putative UDP-glucosyl transferase 73B6. The record is from RefSeq and is a predicted model, not a curated record. Lineage: Eukaryota; Viridiplantae; Streptophyta; Magnoliopsida; Arecales; Arecaceae. Gene Ontology annotation, molecular function: UDP-glucosyltransferase activity.
GGGCCAUAGUUCCAUCCUAAUUAAAAUCUUGCAAAUAAAAAGAAGCUCUUCUCUAAUCUCUGGUUAGAUUUCCAUGGAUCUCCACAUCUUCUUCUUGCCAUUUCUUGCCCCGGGCCACAUGAUUCCCAUGAUCGACCUUGCUAGGCUCUUAGCUGACCGUGGAGCCAAGGCCACCAUCAUCACAACCACUGCAAACGUCCCCCUCAUCCAACCGACCAUAGACCUCGCCAACAACUCUCGCCACCACCAAAUCCAGCUCCUUGCCAUUCCCUUCCCCUAUUCGGAAUCCGGCAUCCUUGAAGGCCAUGAAAACAUCACCGCAUUGCCCAACCCAGCCAUCCCCCCUGAAUUCCAUGCGGCCAUGUGCAUGCUCGAGGCCCCCUUCAGGCAGCUUGCCAAAGACCACCACCCCGACUGCAUCAUAUCCGACUUCCACUACCCGUGGUCGGCCAGCCUCGCCCGUGAGCUCGGCAUACCAAGGCUUCUCCUCCACAUUACGAGCUUCUUCUCCAUCAUCCUCCUUGGUGUCACCAGUCGUCUCAAGCCCCACGAGAGCGUCGCUAGCGACGAGCAGCCCUUUGUUGUGCCGGAGAUUCCCCAUCGGAUCGAGAUGACACGGUCGCAGCUCCCUGGCUUCAUCAUAGGAACCGAAAGCGACCUCCACAAACAGUUGGAUGACUCCAAUCGCUCGAGCUAUGGCAUGAUAAUAAAUAGCUUCUAUGAGAUGGAGCACGACUAUGUCGAUCAACUUAAGGAGAGAGGCGACAUGAAACUGUGGCAUGUCGGCCCGGUGUCGCUACGCAAUCAGGACCUGCAUGAUAAAGUAGUGAGAGGAGACAAGGCCUCCGCAGACUGCGACCGCUGCUUGAGUUGGUUGGAUACUAGGAAGCCGAGAUCGGUUCUCUACAUCUGUUUUGGGAGCUUAGGUCGAUUCACCCGCACUCAGCUUUGCGAGAUUGCGUCGGGCCUCGAGGCUUCGGAGCACCCGUUCAUUUGGGUGGUGAGAUACGGCGGUGAACCGUCGGAAUGGCUGCCGGAGGGGUUUGAGGAGAGGGUGAUAUGCAGAGGGAGAGGAUUGAUCAUAAAUGGAUGGGCACCUCAGCUGCUUAUAUUGAACCAUGAAGCCGUCGGGGGAUUUGUGACGCACUGUGGCUGGAACUCCUCCUUGGAAGGUGCGAGCGCCGGGUUGCCGAUGAUCACUUGGCCGCUCUUUGCCGAGCAAUUCUUCAAUGAGAAGCUGAUUGUGGAUGUUCUCAGGAUCGGAAUUGCGAUCGGGGUGAAGGUAUGCCGUUGCAAGGAGGAGGAGAGGAUGAUGGUGAGGAGGGAGGAGAUAAGGAGGGCGGUAAAUGAGUUGAUGGGAAGCGGAGAGGAAGCGGAUGGGAGGAGAGAGAGAGCAAGGGAGGUAGGGAAGAUGGCAAGGAGGGCUGUGGACGAGGGGGGUUCUUCUUAUAAUGAAUUGAGCAGUUUGAUAGAGGAAUUGCUUAGUCUUAAAGCUGGUAAGACCCAGUCAGGUAAGGCUGGAGAAUGAUCUACUUCAGUGUUCUUUGGCUUGGGCGAAAAGCUACAAUAGAUUUGGUGCCUUGAACAUAGUAUUUGGGGUAGCGCUCAUGCUUGUUUGACGUGCGCUACCGACGUAUCAUAUAUAUAUAUAUAUAUAUAUAUAAUAUUUGGGUGUAGCACAGGUUUAGAGUGGUCUGUUCCUGUCUAAUCCAUAACUUAUUUUCGUUUGGGAAUAAAGUUGAAGGUUUGCACAUCUCA